UAACAAUUAGUUGGAAACCCCAAUUGGUGAGAGAACACCUAACCAUCCUCAAUUUGUUGCAGAGAGGGAGAGCAGCAAGGGUUUCUGAUUGUAGUCUUCCAUGGCCAACACCAAUCUUCCUCGCCGUAUAAUCAAGGAGACGCAGAGGCUCCUCAGCGACCCAGCUCCUGGCAUCAGUGCAUCACCUUCUGAAGACAAUAUGCGAUAUUUCAAUGUGAUGAUUCUUGGGCCUACUCAGUCUCCAUAUGAAGGAGGAGUCUUCAAGUUGGAGUUAUUUCUGCCAGAAGAAUAUCCAAUGGCAGCCCCAAAGGUUCGCUUUCUUACGAAGAUUUACCACCCAAAUAUUGACAAGCUUGGCCGCAUUUGUCUAGAUAUCCUCAAAGACAAAUGGAGUCCUGCACUGCAGAUCAGGACCGUGCUGCUGAGCAUACAGGCAUUGCUGAGUGCUCCAAACCCAGAUGAUCCACUCUCUGACAACAUUGCAAAGCAUUGGAAGGCAAAUGAAGCUGAAGCGGUGGAAACAGCAAAAGAAUGGACCCGCUUAUAUGCUAGUGGCACUUGAUGAUGUUGCAAACAGCUAUUGUAGCAAAUAAUGUGAUACUCUUUGUAAGUUGCGUGGCUGUUUGUUCCUUGGAAAUCGAAUUGAUGUCCUCUGAAACAACUAAGGUCAAAGUUUAGCUAAGUUCCUAUCAUAUGCUGCUUACUCCAUUCUCUCUACUGGAGUUUAUUUAACAUUGUGUAUUCUAAAGUUUGGUCCUUUUUGAUCCAAAUGUGAAAUUUAUGCGCUUUCUUGUUCCUCCUGAUUGUUGGGUAUGAUACACUUACUAAAAGAUUAGUGAAGUAUGGUUGUUUAAC
Messenger RNA from Amborella trichopoda, 855 nucleotides. Its product is annotated as ubiquitin-conjugating enzyme E2 36. Lineage: Eukaryota; Viridiplantae; Streptophyta; Magnoliopsida; Amborellales; Amborellaceae. The record is from RefSeq and is a predicted model, not a curated record.